CGUAAAUAUUUUUUACAUAAAUUGACAAUUUUUAAUCGUGGCCUACUUUAGUGACUAAGCGUACUUAUAAAUGUACAUACCUCCUACAUAUUCUAGUACAUCUAAUGUUUGAGUGUUUAAAUUGAGUGAACUUCAAAGAAUGGACAAGAAGUGACUUUACACAAAAUCAUAAUGGAUAGCAGCCCCUUCAACCGAAGCGGGCUAACGCGCCGCUCUCCACCACCGACACCAACACCAGCCCAAUCCCCCGCCCGAGAGCCAAUAGAGAAAGUGGAGAUCAUCUCAACGCCUGAAUUGCACAACUGGAUGGGGUACAUCGAACAAAGCCUAAACGAGGUCUGCAUUAUUACUUCCGAAGGCAAGCUUAACUCAGAACAAAAAUUAAGAGUGAGUAACCUCUGCCGAAAAGUGGGAAAUAAUGUAGCUCAUCUAGUCCUUCAGUACCAGUCCCUAAAACAAAAGGCCGUACAAACGCAUCACUCUCUCCAAGCCCUGAACGAAAAACAAGCCCUGACAGAUACACUAGCUGCAGAAAUCAAGAAUGCAAUAAAAGAGUCCUGUACAAAACCAAUUUCUGAAAGCACUUCCUUUGCGGAUAUGGUGAAGAAAGGGUCCAACAGCUUCGUUCGUCCAAUUAAGCAUAGCGCAUUGGCGAUUUAUCCGAGCGAUAACUCAAAGACGAGCGAUGAAACUAGAAACCUGGUCCAGAAAAUCGUGUGCCCUGAAGAAAUGAAGCUGAAAGUCCGAGGAGUCCGUAAAGUCCGAAAUGGCGGCGUGAUUAUCAGCACUGAGACCAAGGAUGACCUCGAAAAACUAAAGCACACUGUCCAGCAUGCAAACUCAGGCCUCACCGUCAACGAACCACAAAAGCGGAAGCCCCGCAUAUUAAUAAUAGGAGUUCCCUCAUCAAUGGCAGAAAGUGAAGUAUACAACUGCAUCUUUGAACAAAACGUAGUCGAUAAAGUCCCAUCCAUGUCCAGAGAAACAUUUUUGUCCUCAAUAAAGCUAAGCCACAAAUCUGGCAGAAGAGAUACAGAUAAUCAUAACUUGAUCUUAGAAGUAUCAGCGGUCAUACGAAAAGCCCUCAUCACCCAAGAUCGAGUCUUUAUAAACUGGACAUCCUGCCAGGUAAGAGACUUCACAUUGAUAACUAGAUGUUACAUCUGUCAGCAGUACGGUCACGCGGCUAAGACAUGCAAAAAUACUGCCCCGGUUUGCGGACACUGUGGUGAAGAGGGACAUUCAAUCAAGGAGUGCACAAAGAAAAAUGAUUCUCCAAGAUGCGCUACGUGCCUACGCUUCAAAAAACCAGGUAAUCAUAAAACCGGAGAUAUCGAUUGCCCGGCUAGAAAAGCUGCCGAAUUUAGAUACAUCAACUCAAUCGACUAUGAAGGCGCCUGAGAGCGUCACAUAAUAUUUAACCACUUUAGAACUUAACUAGUUUAAGUAUUAUUAUAAUAUGGAUAGUUUAAUUAUGGAAAUAGAUAAUAGUUUUUCAACUAUGACCAAAGCAUGCAAUGUUGAGGACUGCAAACAAUAUCUCUCUGACUUUCAAAGCUCAUUAACAGUACUAACCCAAAAUAUUCGUAGUAUAUAUAAGAAUAUAGACAGUUUCAAUACCUUCCUGCAUACCCUUAACCUGACUUGUGAUAUAAUAGUGCUAACCGAAUGCUGGUUAUCAAACAGAAAUGGAAAUCUCCCUUUUAUUCCCGGAUAUCACUCUUUCUAUAGUAAAAAAAGUUAUAACCAAAACGACGGCGUCGUAGUUUACGCCAAGGAAUCGCUACAGAUCACUGUCGAAGAACCAGACCUUGAAGACUGUAACUGCUUAGUUAUAAAAAUAGGAAGUACUACAGCAAUUUUAGCUAUAUAUAGAUCCCCUUCCUUUAAAAACCUGGAUCCCUUCCUUUAUUCUUUAAACCAGACUUGUGAAGCAUUAAUUCCAUUCAAAAACAUUAUACUAACCGGUGAUCUAAAUAUCAACAUAGGCUCUAACAACUGUGAUGUCGGAACACAAAACUACCUUAACCUUUGCUCAUACCUAGGGUUCCUACCUGCUCAUACUCUGCCCACACAUCAGAGUGGCUCUUGCUUAGAUCAUAUGAUGAUUAAAUCUAGUUUACAUUACAUAACACUUGUUACUAAUUCAACGAUUACCGAUCAUCAUGCUGUCCUACUAACACUAGAUUUAAUGCCCCCUAAGCUAAAUCGAACACAGACAAAAACUAAAUUAAACAUAAACAAUCUUGAAAAUGAUUUACGCAGCAUUGAUUUUAGUCCAAUUUAUAAUGCUGAUGACGCAAAUUCAUCUUUAUCGUACUUAAUAAAAAAUGUCCAGCAAGCUAUAUUACACAAUACGACUAUUAUGACAAACAAUAAAAAACUGCAGAAUAUCAAACCUUGGAUCACACCUGGACUCAUCCGUUGUAUUAGACACAGGGACAAACUUCAUCAAAGAACAAAGCGAUCACCUGAUAAUUUAAUACUCCAAAUAACAUAUAAGAGGUAUCGAAAUUUUUGCAACAACCUCUUAAAACGACUAAAAACUAACUACGAUAAAAAUGAAUUGCAGAAAGCAGGUAACAAUACCAAAUCAUUAUGGCAACACAUAAAAAACGUCACUUAUUUAUCAAAACAGCGUGAAUCAAUCUCAAGUUUACUGUUUCAUGAUACUUCACCGCUUUUGUCAGCUAACAAUGUAAAUAACUAUUUUGUAAACGUGGGGAAAAUCCUUGCUGAGCAGAUCCCACAUUCAACGGUCAUACAAGCAUCGCGCAUUCAACACUUAACCACGAGUGAUAAAUCUUUUGGAAUGCUUGACCCUGAUACACACGAAAUCACGCGAAUUAUUUCAGGACUGAAAGAUGAUACUGCAGUUGGCUGGGAUAAUAUAAGCAAUAAAAUAUUAAAAAGGUUCAAACAUAUUCUGGUGCCCCCCUUAACGUAUAUAUUUCGUCUAUGCCUCUCAGAUGGUGUAUUUCCUGAAUUUCUAAAAAAAGCAGUAGUAAUCCCUAUUUUCAAAUCAGGAAACAAAGAUCAAAUAAGUAAUUAUAGACCAAUAUCAAUACUUCCUUCGAUAUCCAAAGUACUAGAAAAAAUUAUUAACACUAGACUAGUCAACUACUUGGAAAAACACGGUUUACUAUCACCUAUGCAAUUCGGCUUUAGAUCUAAAUUAUCCACAGCAAAUGCGGUACAUACCCUGACCGACUACGUCACAGAAGAACUUGGCAAGGGGUACCAAAGCUUAGCAAUCUUCAUUGACCUAGCAAAAGCUUUUGAUACUGUAUCAAUUCCCCUGCUUUUAUACAAACUAGAGGCGGUAGGAAUUCGAGGCACACAGCUAAAACUAAUAGCAGAUUACUUAAAUAAUCGUUGUCAAUGCGUUCGAAUCGAUACGACCAUAAGUGAUAACCUAAAAAACCAUGCUUUCGGGGUUCCGCAAGGCAGCAUUUUGGCCCCUACCCUAUUCCUUAUUUACAUAAAUGACCUAUGUAAUCUGGAUAUAGAAAACGGAAAAAUAAUAUCUUAUGCCGACGACACAGCGCUAUUAUUUACUGCGAAAACUAC
Messenger RNA from Helicoverpa zea (corn earworm), 3570 nucleotides. RefSeq lists its product as uncharacterized. The coding region runs from base 172 to 1401 and encodes 409 amino acids. The record is from RefSeq and is a predicted model, not a curated record. Lineage: Eukaryota; Metazoa; Arthropoda; Insecta; Lepidoptera; Noctuidae. Gene Ontology annotation, molecular function: zinc ion binding; nucleic acid binding. The transcript has a single exon.